Messenger RNA from Scleropages formosus (Asian bonytongue), 3049 nucleotides. Its product is annotated as transmembrane protein 108-like. Gene Ontology annotation, cellular component: endosome membrane; postsynaptic density; early endosome. Lineage: Eukaryota; Metazoa; Chordata; Actinopteri; Osteoglossiformes; Osteoglossidae. Bases 645 to 2033 code for a protein of 462 amino acids. The record is from RefSeq and is a predicted model, not a curated record. The transcript is spliced from 5 exons. Gene Ontology annotation, biological process: dendrite extension; postsynaptic density organization; retrograde axonal transport.
CUUCUCGGUCCUUGGCAGUAAUUUGGGACUGUGCCGGGAGGCAGGGAGGGGAGUGGUGAUGAUAGGCAUCUUUGAGCAGCCCUUCUGUGGUCCGCUGGGGAUUAACCCAAUUAAGUCCUCCUUGCUUCCAAUGCUCUGAUCCGCUUGAACGCAGCCCCCCAGACGCCACCCUGGCAGUCAUGUAUGGAUCUGUUUAUCUCCCCUUCCCGAAUUCCGUGAGCCUCAUUAGUCCGUUUGCAAACACGAUAAGGCUCUCUGUGUACCCAAGUCUCUCGCCUUCAUUCCAUCAGAUAGACACUUUCCAAUGGAUGACAUCCUCUUCUUCCAAAUAAAGCUGCUUUUUUGGUAUUUAUUUUAAACUGAAGGUAAGAUAAUGUGACUGGCACAAGGCGGUUUUUCUCAAUUUGUGCUGACUGCAAGAGUAGAAAAACAUUACUGCUCAAAGCCUUUUCCAAGAGUAAAGACAACUGAAAAGUACCAUAUCAGCUCCUCAUUUCGUUGAAGCGGCUGUAACGAUGCGGUCUCGUUCAGUGCUUUGUGAAGGCCCCGACAAAGCGAGCAGAGCACUAAUCCACUAAAGAAGCAGUGACUUGACUAUAGGGAGCCAUGAGAACACCACGGGAGGAGCUUGACCACAGAGUACCAUGAAGAGAAGCUUGCAGGUCCUGCGCUGCCAACUACUCAGUGUUGUGGCAGUGCUGGCAGGGCCGCCGGGGUCCACGGGACUGCGUCCCAGUUGGGGAUCUCGGGAAACUGGCUCCGUGGCUGUCGGAAACCUGUUGCCCGCCUUACUCGCCCACACUGCUCCCUGGAACGAGGCUUCCAGCAGUGAGGGCUGGAGCACCCCCGGCAAACCCUCAACCGCCCGCGGACUCCGGUCGACCGAGGCACUCGGCCCCGCAGCCGGACUCCGCGUAAGCAGUUUCGUGAGCCCCGGCUCUGUACCAGGCAGCGCCAGCGUGGCGGAUUGGGUCCGACCCAGGGCUCGUCUGAGCUCCAUCAGCCGGGACCUGCGAGAGACGGGGUCCACCACUGUAAGAGGGAGCACUGAAAACGCAAGGCUUUCCACGGGAUCCGCGCAAGCUGCGCCCGCUGAACGGCGGGCGGUGGAGGAGGCCACCGACAGCAGCUUGACCACCAAGAACCACCCCUCCUCCUUCUCUUCCUCCUCGUCUGCCGCGGUAAGCCGUCUGCCGAAAGAGUCGGAAGUGCCCCGCCCUCACGCCAUCGCCCUGAGGGAGGUGAACUUGGGUGACCCCGAGGCGUCCACCAGCGUGCAGCAGAACCAGAGCCCAAAGUCCGGAGUGCUGAUUGUCACAGACACACCUUCAUCUACCUUAGUGACCUCUUCCUUGUCCCCGGCCUCUUUUCCACCUUCUGCCCCACCGUCUCAUAGCGCUCGCACCGGUCUCCCGGAACCCAUAAACUUUUCGGGGUCCAGCAUCGCGGAGAGCAGCACACCCCUUACCGACACCUCAUACUCUGUUUGGUUCCUGGCCAAUGCCACAGACUCCCUCCUGCCGCGAGGCAGCAGCAGCUUCGGUCAGCAACAGACCUCGCGGUGGCCCGGGUCCCUCGCCACAGACGCCCCUUCCACCGCCACCAGCGACUUCUUUAACGGCACGGUCCCUCUUUCAGCACCCGCCCCUCGAGGGCCCGGCGACCGCCCGGACCCGUCACGCACCAGCAGUGCCGUCUGCCUGCGCAAGGUGGAUAUUGCGUGGAUCAUACUGGCCGUCAGCGUUCCCAUCUCCUCCUGCUCUGUGUUGCUCACCGUGUGCUGCAUGCGGAAGAAGAAGAAGGCCACCAGCCAGGAGAACAACAUGAGCUACUGGAACAACAGCAUCACCAUGGACUACUUCAACCGUCACGCUGUGGACCUGCCCAAGGAGAUCCGGUCCCUGGAUGCGGCCGAGGAGCAGGAGGCCUGUUUGCCCCCAAACGGAGACUUCGGCAACCCUGGAGCGGUGCUCGUGAACCCGUUUUGUCAGGAGACACUUUUCAUCAACAUGGAGAAGACCUGCGACUCGUAGAGAGACGUUCAUUGCCGAAAACACGUUCGGCAACCUCGCCGACCUGUUUUUAUACGUACUAUAAGUAUUACGGACUGGCCUUUAUAAAUAAAUAAAUAAAUGAAGUAUUACAGGUAUAUGAAAAUUGCAGAUGCUAUUUACAGUACUAUGAGGGUAUGGCAUAUUUUUGCGAUGUAAAUUUUCUACAAAUGUGUAAUUGUGAUAUGGUUUGUAUGUAUUUUUCCACAAGUACGCGUGCGUUUGUUACAGCUUUCGUCGACAGGCGAGCGAGCGCCCACCGGGAAGAGGUAGGGAAUACUGAGAAAAUUUUCUGGCAUUCAAAUGCAAAACGCAUCGAAAACGAGAAGCCCGCGUAAGGCGCCCCCUCCCCGGGGCGGGCUCGGCUCCUCUCGCACGCGUCGGCUCCGAAGACGGGCCUGACGACGGAGAAGAUUUUUGCAUCUACUCCAUAUUUACGACGCUCUAUGACGUUUGGCCCGGGAGGCUUCACUGAGCGGUUCCAGCAGCACUGUGUUUUACUUGACUGCGACAAGGAUGGCUUUUGCUCAGAGGACCGGAUACUGCAGCGCAGGCUGUAUUGCACUAUGGCUCACCUUGUUAGCGUAGCAGGAGAAUUUUGAUGGAAUAUUUUAAAAAGAAAAAAAAAAGUCAAUUUAAUGAAUAACAUCAUUUAAAAUCAUUAGGUUCGUAUCGAGGUCGCGUGAUAUUAAAAGCGUUUUUAUGUUGUAAUAAUUUUUUCCGUCGCCGUUUCCGCAUUCUUUGCUUCGCCCGACGCAACGGACCAGGUGGACCCACGCGCCUGCCCUGCGCGUAAGGGACGAUUUUGUAACGAUGGCAGCGGCGACAGGAAAAACGGGCGAUGACGCAGGAGCACCUAGAAAAGAAAUGGGUCUUUGACAAAGACGGAAUGCAGGGUACGGGAAAGUGUUGCUGUAUGCGAUGGCCUACCAUUUUUUUGUAACAUGUAUUUACUGUACUUUUUACUGCUAAGCAAUAAAGGAGAAAAGCCUCAAUGG